AUCUCAGACACUUUCAUCAGUGAGCAUCACCUGGCUUAGAUGCUGUUGUCUGGUUCGGUCCAGCUCACAGACGCGUCCGCGUUCACUCAUCGCACUACAUUCUUCUUCUGCACCUUCAAAAGGAACAGAACUCGCGUACUGUACUGUAUACUACAACUGUAGUGCAACAAGGGGAAUUUUCCAAAUGAACACAAAGCGACAGACAGCUGUAGCUACCAGACGCCAAAGUGUUGCGUAUUUAGGACAAUAGUGGACUACCACCGACUUCUCUGGUUUCUGCUUUUGGUUUCCUUCAGUCAAAAUUCGAUUGUGUGAACAACAUGAAGAUGUCUCCCUCAGACCGAAGGAAAUACGUGCGUGAUCUGGCGCUGGAGAUUGCCAUAAGAGUGCUGCUCUUCGGAGUUUUUGUGUUCACAGAGUUCCUGGAGCCUUUUGAAAGAGUUAUCCAACCUGAGGAACUAUGGCUCUACAAGAACCCUCUGGUGGAAUCAGACCACAUCCCAAAGAGAGUCAUGUUUGCAAUUUCAUUCCUCACCCCGCUGGCUGUGAUAUUUGUGGUGAAGAUUAUACAGAGGACAGACAAGACCGAAAUUAAAGAGGCUUGUUUAGAGGAAUAUGUGGUUUAA
This is a messenger RNA of Sinocyclocheilus grahami, 626 nucleotides long. Its product is annotated as phospholipid phosphatase 4-like. The record is from RefSeq and is a predicted model, not a curated record. The transcript is spliced from 4 exons. Lineage: Eukaryota; Metazoa; Chordata; Actinopteri; Cypriniformes; Cyprinidae. Bases 321 to 626 code for a protein of 101 amino acids.